Messenger RNA from Fragaria vesca subsp. vesca, 1197 nucleotides. Its product is annotated as F-box/kelch-repeat protein At3g06240-like. Gene Ontology annotation, molecular function: protein binding. The record is from RefSeq and is a predicted model, not a curated record. The coding region runs from base 1 to 1197 and encodes 398 amino acids. Lineage: Eukaryota; Viridiplantae; Streptophyta; Magnoliopsida; Rosales; Rosaceae. The transcript has a single exon.
AUGACGAAGAAGGAUCGUCACCUCAACUCUGAUAUCCCUGAAGAUGUACUUCAGAAGAUUCUAUGCAGGUUGCCGAUUAAGUCUUUGAUUGGAUUAAGUUGUGUAUCGAAACGGUGGCAAAGUAUCAUACUUUCUGAUCCACAGUUAGGUCAAGCCCACCUCAAACUAGCAACUGAGAGAAGAACCAUCACAAGGAGACUCAUUCUCUCCGUAGUCCCCUAUCAAUUCAAGUCAUUAGAAGACUCAUUCGGAUAUCAGUCUCUGGUCAGAAAUCUCACCAUUCCAUCCGGAGAGAAUGAGAAACUAGUAAUCUCUUCGUGCAACGGCUUGGUUGCUGUAGGUAACAUUUUCAAUGGAUGGUCUAUUUGGAACCCAUCAACUGGUUUCGAGCGCAAAUUACCUCUUCUAGAUUAUUCACUAGUAAUGAAAAAAGCGCGCUCCGAUGAAGAAUAUGAUUCUGAUAAUAUUGUUUUAGAUGGUUUUGGUUAUGUCUCAUCCACUGAUGAUUACAAGCUUGUUUUGGUACCCUUCCCUGAUGACUCUGGUUCUAGAGUCGUCAACGUCUUCAUAUUCUCUGUUAGAGAGAACUCUUGGAAACUCAGGCAAGCUUCUCGCUGGCCAUCGGGCAGCUACAGCCCAACUACUAAUUCCGGAACUCUUUCAAAUGAAGCAAUACAUUGGAUCAACCACUACACAGAACGUAACAACAACAUAGAAGGCAACAAUAUUGAAGUCUGUGCUUUUGAUUUGGAAAACGAGAAGUUACGUAAAGUGCCAGGUCCUUCUUUUAAACGAGUUCAUCGAGGUUUCAAUAGAAGAAUGAAGACUGUUGUCCAUGCAGGAGGAUGUCUUUGUGUUUGGUCUGAGACUUAUGAUGUUGAAGGGCGGCCAGGUGGGUAUAUUGAUCUGUGGAUGAUGAGAGAUUAUGGGGUGUCUAAUUCAUGGAAGAAACUAUGUAAAUUACAGAAGAAGGAUUUACAUGAUGUUCUUGAUCCGGUUCGUUUUUGGGAGCCGAGUUUUGUUACGGAAAGUGGUGAAAUAGUGAUCCUGCUUGACAACAAGGAGUUGGUAAGGAUCAAAUGCCUUAAAAAGAAGAGGGCGGUCUUCAGGGGCAGAUUUAGGCUUAAGAAGGAGCUUGAGUGUAAGCUUUUGGGCGCAACUUUAUACGAUGAAACUGUAGUUUCUCUGGCUGAAUGA